Molecule: messenger RNA, 1524 nt
Organism: Rotaria sordida
Lineage: Eukaryota; Metazoa; Rotifera; Eurotatoria; Philodinida; Philodinidae
Source: the annotation of a GenBank genome assembly
AUGAGUAGUGAGACGGCGAACAGCAACUCAAAAACUGGUAUAACAGGACCAUUAGCACUUCGCGUUGUUGAUGCUCAAACAAGUACAGAAAAUGAUGGGAAAGUUACUAAAUAUAAAAUAUCUGUUAAUUAUAAUGGUCAAGAAUGGGAUUUAUGGAAACGUUAUAAAGAAUUUCAAACAUUAAAUGACAAGCUACGUCGUAUUCAGUCUGAUCUAAAAUUACCUGGUCGUCGUUUAUUAGGUGAUUCAUUUGAACCGGAUUUUAUAUUAAAACGUCAACGUGGUCUGAAUGAAUAUGUUCAAAAGAUUUCUACUAACCCGCUAAUAAUUAAUUUACCUGAAUUUAUUGAAUUUUUUGGUUUUAAUACAAUAUCAUCGAAUGCAUCACCAGCAGGUGAUGAUAAAACGAAUAAUGAUGGCGCCAAAGCAAAUAGUAAUGAUGCAGACGAUCCAUCGACAUCAUCCGAUACAAUUUCUGUUAAUUUAGGCAAAAGUGAAAAGACUAGAGUUAAACCUGAUGAUUUUGAAUUUAAAAAAUGUAUUGGCGAAGGUUCAUUUGGAAAAGUUUAUUUAGUUCGACAUAAAACUGAGGAUAUGAUUUAUGCUAUUAAAGUUGUAAGUAAAGCAUUAAUCAAACGAAAACGAGAAGAACGUCAUAUUAUGGCUGAACGUGAUGUACUUGUUAAAAAUACACGUCAUCCAUUUCUGGUAUCACUUCAAUAUUCAUUUCAAACACCGGACAAACUUUAUUUUGUUAUGGAUUUUAUUAAUGGUGGUGAAUUAUUCUACCAUUUACAACGUGAGCGAACAUUUAAUGAACCACGUACUCGAUUUUAUGCAGCAGAAAUAACAUCAGCUAUUGGUUAUCUUCACAAAUUGGAUAUUAUCUAUAGAGAUUUAAAACCAGAAAAUAUUUUAUUUGAUCGUGAAGGACAUAUUCGUUUAACUGAUUUCGGUUUAUGUAAAAUAAUGUUAUCAACAGAAGAACGUGAAGGACGAACAGCAACUUUUUGUGGAACACCGGAAUAUCUCGCACCUGAAGUAUUACGACGUCAACCAUAUACAAAAGCUGUUGAUUGGUGGUGUUUAGGUUCAGUUACUUAUGAAAUGUUAUCUGGUCGACCACCAUUCUAUUCACGUGAUGUUAAUGAAAUGUAUGAUAAUAUUUUAAAUCGACCAUUACGUUUUAUUGGCAAUGUAUCGGAACGUGCUCGAAAUUUUAUUGAACAGUUAUUAAGAAAAACUCCAGGUGAACGUUUAGGUAGUGGACCACAAGAUGUUGCUGAUAUAAAACGUCAAUCAUUUUUUGAUCAAAUCGAUUGGGAAAAAUUAGAAGCAAGAAAAAGUUCACCACCAUGGAAACCAUCUGUUAGUGAUCCAGCUGACAUCAGUCUAGUUGAUAAGAUGUUUAUACAAAAGGAAAUACCUUCAAGUGUUGGAGAACAUUAUAUAGGAAGUGUUACAAAUAAAGAUCCAUUAUUUAAUGGAUUUACAUAUGCGCCUGAUACACAUUUGAAUAAUUAA